Messenger RNA from Anoplopoma fimbria (sablefish), 2171 nucleotides. RefSeq lists its product as uncharacterized. Gene Ontology annotation, molecular function: GTPase activity. The record is from RefSeq and is a predicted model, not a curated record. The transcript has 12 exons. Lineage: Eukaryota; Metazoa; Chordata; Actinopteri; Perciformes; Anoplopomatidae. The coding region runs from base 159 to 1514 and encodes 451 amino acids.
CAGAACUCCACUACCCAGAAUCCUCUGCGCCCCACCCACAAAAAAGCCGGUUAAGCUGACGACGUGGCCUCGCUGCAGCAGACCGGGGCGAUUCAAACCGGCUCCGUCCACCUGUAGUCCAGAGAGGCCUCCACUCAGACACCUGACCGUCCGACACCAUGACCGGGAAAACCAAGAGCCGCAGCGCUGCCAACGCGGAGUCCGUGACCGGCGGCGUCUCCUGCGACGAGCGCAUCCUGCGGGACUGUCACCGCCUGUACACGGACCCGGACAGCGGGUUGGUCUCAGUUGCUGAAUCUGUGGAUGUGAAGCUGCUGGCGCCCAGAAAAAAGAUCACUGUGAUGCUGAUGGGGAACCACUCUGCUGGGAAAAGCUCCUUCAUCAACUGGUACGUCGAAGAGCACAUCCAGCGCACUGGAGUGGCUAUUGAGACUCAAGGCUUCAACUUUGUUACAAGUGGGCGCAAGAGAGAAUCUCUCACCGGAAAUGCCACCCUUCAUCUAUAUCCACAUUUCAAGCCUCUGCAGGAGUUCAAAGGUGUUUCUGAGUACUUGAGCACAGAGAUCUGCACGUCACGACAGAAACGGUUCAGUCUGGUGACAUUCGUGGAUUCACCGGGGCUGGUGGACGGGGAUAUGAAGUAUCCCUUUGACGUGGAUGAGGUUAUCAUGUGGCUGGGUGAUCUCUGUGACCUGGUGCUGGUCUUCUUUGACCCCAUGGGUCAGGCUCUGUGCAAGCGCUCCCUCAACAUCGUGGAGCGUAUGAACGAGAAACACGGAGAUCGGCUGAGAUUCUACCUGAGCAAGGCGGACGAGGCCGGGGGAGAGUCCGACAGACAGAGAGUAAUGAUGCAGAUUGUUCAGGAGCUCUGCAAGCGACCGGGACUCAACAAAUGUGGUUUUGACAUGCCCACCAUCUACAUUCCUAAUCCAAAUAAGCCAAGCCGCUGUGUAAACCAGAUCGAGGAGGUUUGUCGCACCAUCGAGAAAACCAUCAACCAAACGGUCCAGAACACACUCAACUCCCUGGAGAAGGACUGUGAGGUCAUCAGCGAGGCCAUCACUGACAAGCUCAGUGACGACCGGCAGACCAGCGCGAUGAACCGACGGGCGCGCUGUAAGAGCUGCCUGCUGACUCUGCUGGGCUUCACCGUCCCUCUGGCUCUGAUGGCUCUACUGGUUCUGGGCAUUCUGUCCCAGGAGCUGCUGGAGGUGGCUCUGGGCCGCGAGGGCACAGAGACGCUGUCACUCUACCUGAGUCCCGUAGUCAAAGUGUUGGAGUCCCUCUCUGUGGAGCAGCAGCUCUACGGCUGUGGAGGAAUGGUCCUGCUCUCCUUCCUCCUGCUCAUCAUCGCACGCUUCUCAUUCAGGACUCGACCGACUCUUUCAGGCAAACAGAAAAGGCAACUGCAGGAGAAGCUGGAGUACGUUCAGGAGGUGGUGAAGACGAAGAAGAAAAAUCUGUAUGAAGAAUACCUUCGCCAGAGUGUCAGCGAUCAUGACAUGGAUUUGUAGAGAUGAAGACGACGACUCAGCAUCCCCAACACCGACGCUGGACCAAAUGAAAUGAAAGCUCUGCCAAGGUUUCACACCAGCCGUCGUGUCACUCUGACCCCUCGAUGCUGUAUCCUGUCGUGCGGAUGUAAAUUAUAAGCACAUGGUAAACUCGUAGAAACCCCAUCCAACAUCUGGUGCUCUGGAUACUGUAACGCCCGUUUUUAGACGAUGUGAACACUCUAAACUCACACUACCUGCAGAUUAAUAGUUUGUUACUUGUUACUGAUAACUUAUUUGUUGUGAGCAUUUAUAUACAUGUACUUUGUGCCUCUGCUCCAGUCAAAAUAAUUCAGACUUGUACCACUAUAAGAUAUUUAAACAUUUGCAAACUAUUUAUAAUAUUCCUUUAUCAGAUAAAUUGUAUUUUGGUUUAAAAGGCCGUAGGGCACUGGUUUACACGAGACGCUUUGUAUGAGUUUUUGAAGACUUUCACCAGCAUUUUAUACAGAACUUCAACCGCCUGGUAUCAUGGUACUAAUCCAGUUCACAUCAUGAACGUCUAUGUUUUCUAAUAUGUGGAAUAUUCCAUUAUACACUCAAAAUUUUUGUAUUUUCCUCUUCUACAUUGUGACCAUGUUUUAAUUACAGAUGACUUGAAUAAAAAAGUGUUUAAUA